AUGACGUGGUCCACCAAAGAGAGCAAGUCGGCCGAAAUGCAGGAAGAUCGUGUCGCGCAUCAGCUUCGUGAAGUGAUUCAAAUAGUCAAAGCGACGUUCACCCAUGUAUUCGAUAUGUACAUCAGCGGACCCCAUGUGCUGGUGAACUAUGUGCGGGAUAGUCAAACCAACUUUAUGAAGUCCCCCUCUUCCAUUGCUCGCUUGUUUUCCCCGAGUACCAAUGCUUAUUUAUUGGUACGCUAUUUACCAGAACCUGUGCAAAAUUACUCCCCACCUAUGGAUACAGGCGAUCCAUUGACGGUGGACGAAGUGCGACUGGCCAUGCAAGCGUGGCUUGAUCAGGUUCAUCACCUGCUUCGUGAUCAUUUAAAUUCCAUAUUACAACAACUGACGACGCAAAAGAAACUGGUUCAAGUGCGUUCGCGUGUAUGGGAGCUUUUGCAGAAGGAUGAUCAGCCUGGCUCCGGUUGGCAACAGGUUUGCCAAGGCCUCCUGGGAACCCAUUAUUCCAUUUGGAAUACAUUACUGCGUGACAGUAUCAAUGAACAGGCGAAACAGUUGAUUCGAGCAGGACUCCAUGAAUUGGCUCAACAACCCAAGCAAUCCGUAUGGCCCCUCCUUGCGGAUGGGCAACAACCUCACAAAGGUUUUCAAUUAUCACUGCCCAUCUGGCCCAGUUCUCGCCGUCCAAACUCUGUCAUUACACUACCAAACUCAUCCAACGUAUCAGAGAUUGAAUCUUUUAAAAGAAUGGUCAAACAGGCCGCCAACGAACGAACCACCGCCAUUGAACAGUUGCAGUCGAAAUUUGAUGAAAAGCUGCAAUCACUCCGUCAAGAUGUGGAAUAUCAUUUAGCUUUCCGUGAUCAGGAAGUCUUUGAUUGCAAAGCAGAUACCGAGAUGAUCUCUUUCUAUUUCCAAAACGAAUGUUCUGCGGCUUUGACACAAUAUGUCGAUGGCUUAAGGUUGCUUUUCAAAGAUCUUGAUGCGUGGGCAGAUAAAAAGUCGGCCAAUGAUGUCGCUAUCGUGAUUGGACGUUUGGCACGGACCAUUGCUACGUUAUCCAAAGAAUUACCACGUGCUUUCUCUUGCUUCUCAUCAGCCGUGCGAUCAUUUGAAUUGCGCAGUGAUAUUGACAAAGAUACAAGGUAUCUUCAAGUGAAAAACGACUUGUUGGAAACCUUUCACGAGGCGCAUCGUGGCUGGAUAGACAGUGUGUGUGGUGAAUAUGCUUCCGCAUUGCACAUCGCCUUGACAACCCUACACUGGAAUGACGAAUGUGCCGCUGCUUUAUUAUGGGAACGUAAGUUGUGUCUUAUUUGCAACUUUGUUUCCUUUGAAUUUCCUUGCUGCUUUCCAAAGAAACCUAGGCUGACAGGUGAAUAG
Molecule: messenger RNA, 1386 nt
Organism: Radiomyces spectabilis
Lineage: Eukaryota; Fungi; Mucoromycota; Mucoromycetes; Mucorales; Radiomycetaceae
Exons: 6
Coding region: 1-1386 (461 amino acids)
Biological process (GO): intra-Golgi vesicle-mediated transport
Cellular component (GO): COG complex; Golgi apparatus
Source: RefSeq, a predicted model, not a curated record